Molecule: messenger RNA, 1382 nt
Organism: Ostrea edulis (European flat oyster)
Lineage: Eukaryota; Metazoa; Mollusca; Bivalvia; Ostreida; Ostreidae
Exons: 3
Coding region: 454-885 (143 amino acids)
Source: RefSeq, a predicted model, not a curated record
AAUCCAGGACCAUCGGGAGUCGGCAGUACACUAUAUAGGCCUACAUGUAUAUUUUGGAAUCAUUAAAACUGUGAAAAAGAAGAAAUACUUCUAGUAAAACAUAAAUAUUUAUUCAACAUCGUUUUUUCUUUUUUAAAUUAUGUUUUAAGUAUCGUUUUAAAUCAUGCAUUGAAUGAAAAGUGACCGUUUCGGUUUUUGUAUUUAUAACACAGUACUUUUGAGUAGGUGACAUUUCAAGUUUAAGAAUUUAUGCUUAUUGUUAUUGGGUUUUUUUAAUUGUGUGAAUCAAUUUGGACAUAAAGAAUGUUCCCGAGAAGUAUGAAGUAAUUCUGUUGGCCGGUUUUAAUAUUAUCUUUAAAACAUCGCAAUCCGGGACCAUCGGGAGUCGGCAGUACUAGAUUUACCGCCCACCUGAAUGAACGAGUUAACUAUCGACUUUCGUUUCUUCGAAGAAUGGGUGGAUCAGAUGACACAGAGUGGAAGUUUGGGACUUGUUUUCAAUCAUUAUGUGGCCAUUAUGAUCUGAAGCAGAGGUGGCAGAUGGCUAAGGACUACAGUGAUGAAAAUCCUGGAUCCACCUUCUGUAUCAUAGCAAUCAUAGCCAUGUGCAGUUUCCCCAUCUUUUGUUUUAUAGCAUUCAUCAUUGGAUCACUGAUCAUUGGAAUCACAGUUUUUCUGUUUGUAGAGGGGAUGGUUCUAACUGUAGCCAGUUUCCUGUUGGGAGGGGCACUAUUUUUUGCCAGCCUGUUCUCUCUGGGUUUCAGCUUGUUUGCAGUUUUGACCAUCUACUCGUUUUCCACAGCUAAGAAUAUCAUCAGCAAAGUAUCAUCCAAAGUGCCCACUUCCUCUGCUGCAGAAGAAUGUGAUUCUACACAGAAAGAUUGAUGAAAGCACUGUUCUCGUAACCUUUAACUGACAGAAUGAUGUUUUUAAACAUUUCAAUUAAAUUCAUGUAGAUAGACGGUGCUGGAUUAACAUCUUUGACACCGUUUUAUCUUCAAGGUAAAUUAGCUUGUAUAUGUCAUUGUUGCUCUUAUGCUUUUGAAAAAGCAGGAUAUAGACAGCAUUAUUGAAAAUAUCUUAUAAUAACACUUAUGUUCACCUCCAGAUGUACAAAUUAUUGUCUAGAUUUGGUGCUGUAAAACAGCUUUGUUCAAUAACAAUUAAGUGUUGAAUCUUACAGGUUAUUGUCAGAAGCCAUGAUAGAUCUCGCUUUUGUGAGCUUCCGACAGUGCUAACAGAUUCAUCCCAUUGUUGUUUUGUACUGUUUAUAUCUGUUUAUGUUAUUGUUAUUCAAAUGCAUAAUAAUGUUCUAUAAUACAUGUUAAUCAAUAUUUUUGUCUGGUAUUUCAUAAAUGUUAAUAAAUAAGUACUUUUGAAUA